AUGUCAGCACCAACGCCCGCAACGCAGCCGGUCAAGACCAAGUCCAAAGCCUACUCGUCCACCGUCGCCAUCCAGGGCGACGCGGCCAAAUACCGUCUCAAGUACAAGGAGCUCAAGAAGAAGGUGCGCGAGAUCGAGGUGGAGAACGACAAGCUUCAUCUCAAGACGCUCGGCAUCAAGCGCAACAUCCAACGCAUGCGUCUUGAGCGCGCGAUCCUGUACGAGCGGUUGGAUGCCGAGUCGCGCGCGACGCCGGGUGUCGCCUCUUAUCCGCCCUACGAGAGGGAGGAUCCGUAUGCUGCUCAGGGAUCCAACCGUGGGGGUGCUUCGUCGAGUGGGCCAGUCAGGGGAGCCGGAGAGUAUCAGGGUUAUGCUGUUGGCGGUGGAAGCAGUGCAUACCGUCAACCGCAAGCUGCUGCACCAACAAGAGCGUCCUACGGCUCGGCAUACGAUGACUACCCGCCGCCACCGCCUCCCGCAGCCAGGUCGCAUCCUCACACACAGGCACGCGCCUACGCGCCAUCGUACGAUUCGCGUCACCACUCUCCACAACCACCGCCGCCCGCAUCCUCAACGGGCGAUCGCGCAGAACGUCUGCGACAGUACACGGAAAGCGCCAGUCCCGAACCAGCGAGGCGCGGCGCAAGUCCGCCGGUGGAAGCUGGGCUGCCACCGUCGUCGUCGAGGUCGGCGAUGAAGGUCACUUUGCGUCGCGGUGCCUGA
Messenger RNA from Kalmanozyma brasiliensis GHG001, 723 nucleotides. RefSeq lists its product as uncharacterized. The transcript has a single exon. NCBI's taxonomy places the organism in Eukaryota, Fungi, Basidiomycota, Ustilaginomycetes, Ustilaginales. The coding region runs from base 1 to 723 and encodes 240 amino acids. The record is from RefSeq and is a predicted model, not a curated record.